GUCCAAGAAAUUACUUUCGUGGUGGAAAUUUGGGGAUCCUGAGUAGUUUUCUCUUUCCUGAAGCUUUUCUUUUCUUGAUUUGGUUUGUCAGAGGAGCAAGUUGACUCCGGAGAAAAGGUUAAUUUCUUUGGGCGUGGUAGAUUUGGUCAUGGCCGAAAUUGACCACAAUGACAGCAAAGUUCGAUUGUGUCAGCCAGCCCAAUGAAUUUAGUCAAAGAUCCUUCCUGAUUCUUCUUAUUGUCAUUUGGUGGAUGGAUUGAUUCUCUUUGCUUGGUAGGGAAAAAGGUUGCAAUCAUUGACAGCCAGACAUAUCUUACCGGAGACUUCGGGUCUAUGCUGAUGCAAAAAAGUUUUGCCUUCCAUAAGUAGUCCAAUCGAGUCAAGGGCGUUUGCUUGUGCUCUUCAGUUGCAACUUGCAAAGGAGGCACAACUAGUGAAAACGAAAACAUCUGUUUUACAUUUGCAAUGACUUUUAUUAGAAACAAGCUGAGUGAAUCUUUGUUUUUGUUAACGGAUAUGGAGGGUUUUCUUACUUAGUGGAGCCUCUUUGGUGGAUAGGCAUGAUUUCGAUGAUUGUAGGUGAAAUUGCUAAUUUUGCUGCUUAUGCAUUUGCUCCUGCUAUUCUUGUCACUCCUCUUGGUGCACUCAGUAUAAUCAUCAGCGCUGCACUUGCACAUGCCAUUCUACAGGAGAAACUGCACACGUUUGGUAUACUUGGUUGUGUUCUCUGUGUUGUUGGAUCCAUCACAAUUGUGCUCCAUGCUCCACAAGAGCGUGACAUUGAUUCUGUAAAGGAAGUUUGGGAUCUUGCAACUGAACCAGCUUUCCUUUGCUAUGCGGCUAUAGUAGUUGCAGCAGCCUUAGUGCUUAUAUAUUUUGUUGUCCCCCAUCAUGGACAAACAAACAUAAUGGUGUACAUUGGAGUGUGUUCUCUUCUGGGAUCACUCACGGUUAUGAGUGUAAGAGCUCUUGGAAUUGCCUUGAAGCUAACAUUCUCAGGAACAAACCAAUUAUUCUAUCCUCAGACUUGGGCCUUUGCACUAAUUGUAGCUACCUGCGUGAGCACCCAGAUUAACUAUCUAAAUAAGGCAUUGGAUACAUUUAAUACAGCUGUAGUCUCACCGAUAUAUUACGUGAUGUUUACAUCACUAACAAUUAUAGCCAGUGUGAUAAUGUUCAAGGAUUGGGACCAUCAAAAUCCAACACAAAUUGUUACAGAGAUGUGUGGCUUCAUGACUAUCCUAUCUGGGACGUUUCUUCUUCACAAGACAAAAGAUAUGACUGAUAGUCCUGGACAAUGUUUGUCCACACGACGGCCAAAGCAUGCUAGUCAGAGUGCGUUUGCAAUUGAAGUCAUGCCACUAAAAUGUCAAGAUUCUGUAGAUGAUGAGACCUUGACGUUGUCACUUCCCAAGGUUGAAAAUGGUUACCUAAAGGAAGAGCAGUUUCUUAGAUACAAGGACUCAAGUAUUGUCUGAUAGACAAUUCUUCGCCAACAUUUGGCAGGAAGCUGUUGAGAAUCAUUUGCUCUCAGACAUGAUUGAUUUGAUGUAAAACUGGAGCUGGUAGUUUUACAUCAACCUGGCCUGGGAUAGAUUGAUACUACGGAUUAUAAGUUGUCAACUGUGGUUCGCCUGUAUCUUGAUGAUGAUUUUAGCGAAGGAGCAAGCCAGAAGGAUGCCACAUUCAGGCCAAUUAAGUUCUAGUCAUCAAGGAACAUUGGUUCCAGAAAAGCAUUCGAAGUGUACUUAGAUACAGUGGUGUCACCAACUAUACUAUUUUUUCCCCUCAUUUUAGGACGUCAUGUGUUAGCUGCAGUGUGAUCUUAUCUGAUUUCUACUAGGACGACGCCAUAUAGAAAUGUCAGGCUUCAGUUUUACCUGUAAUUACCUCAAAUUGCUGCCCAGUUGUCAUUGUGUAUACUUAGUCUGUGUAAGUAUAUCAAUUCAGACUUUCUGAUAAGGGACCCCUUUGGAUAAACUGUUGAUCAUUAUAAUUCA
Molecule: messenger RNA, 2000 nt
Organism: Sorghum bicolor (sorghum)
Lineage: Eukaryota; Viridiplantae; Streptophyta; Magnoliopsida; Poales; Poaceae
Product: probable magnesium transporter NIPA4
Exons: 9
Coding region: 561-1478 (305 amino acids)
Biological process (GO): magnesium ion transport
Cellular component (GO): membrane
Molecular function (GO): magnesium ion transmembrane transporter activity
Source: RefSeq, a predicted model, not a curated record